Molecule: messenger RNA, 2118 nt
Organism: Lytechinus variegatus (green sea urchin)
Lineage: Eukaryota; Metazoa; Echinodermata; Echinoidea; Temnopleuroida; Toxopneustidae
Product: ankyrin repeat domain-containing protein 50-like
Exons: 7
Coding region: 1-2118 (705 amino acids)
Molecular function (GO): protein binding
Source: RefSeq, a predicted model, not a curated record
AUGGGUGACGUGGUUCAAAAAUUACAAAAAGCGAUAUCGGAAGGAGAUAUUGAGGAGGUAAAGCAAUUAAUCGACAAUGGUGCUAGCAUAAACCAGGCAGACCAAGAUGGAAACACGUGUUUACACAUUGCAGUAAAGAACGACCGGAGGGAUAUCAUUGAGUAUCUUAUCAAACAUGGAGCUUAUGUCGAAACGACUACGCCAGAGGGGCAAACAUCCUUACAUCUUGCUGCUUCACAAGGACUUCUUGAGGUAAUGAAAAUUAUUCUCAGUCAUGGAGCUGAAGUGAAUAAAAUGGGUGAUGAAGGUCGGACUGCAUUACACAUCGCAGCUCAGAAUGGUCAGCUUGAUAUCUCCAAAUAUCUCAUCAGUCAAGGAGCUGAUGUGAAUAAAGGAGAUAAUGAAGGUCGGACUGCAUUACACAUUGCAUCCCAGGAUGGUCAACUUGAGGUCACCAAAUUUUUCAUCAGUGAAGGAGCUGAAGUAAAUAGAGGGAAUGGUGAUGAUUGGACUGCAUUACACUUUGCAGCUUGGAAUGGUCAUCUUGAUAUCACCAAAUAUCUCAUUGGUCAGGGGGCUGACGUGAAAAGAGGGAACAAUACAAGAUGUACUGCAUUACACAUUGCAGCUUACAAUGGACAUCUUGAUGUAACCAAAUAUCUCAUCAGCCAAGGAGCUGAAGUGAACAGAGAGGAUAGCACUGGUUCGACUGCACUACAAAUUGCUGCUGAGAAAGGCCAUCUGGAUGUCACCAAACUUCUCAUCAUUCAAGGGGCUGAAGUAAAUAAAGGGAAUGUUAAUGGUCGGACAGGAUUACAUCUUGCAGCUGCGAAGGGUCACCUUGAUAUCACCAGGUAUUUAAUAAAUGCAGGAGCCGAAGUGAAUAAAGAAGACAGUGAUGAUCAGACUGCAUUGCUCUUUGCUGUCCAGAAUAGCCACGUUGGAGUCAUUGAAUAUCUAAUAGGUCAAGGAGCUAAAGCCGACAGGGUAAUCGCUGAUGGUUGUGCAAAAGUACUCUCUGCUGUUCAGGAUGGUCACUCUCGAAAAGCUACUCUUCUCCUUGCUCCAGAAGCACAUCCUGAAUUAGACGACAUCCACGGAGCGACUCCUCUAGAGCUGUCUUUGUUACUUGGGUAUCGAAACAUCGCUAAGAUUUUACUCACAUGUUCCCCGUCUGAGGUCACUAGGAGUUAUCUUCAUCAUGCGAUACAAGGUGGUCUUACCUCUGUUGUUGAGUAUCUAGUCAAUCAUGGAGCGGAUCUCAAUGUCCAGUCAGCAGACGGUCAGACGUGUCUUCAUAAAGCAAUCAAACUUUGCGACAGGACGGAGAGAAAAGUGCAAUAUAGUGACACACUAAGAAAUAUUUCUGAUGAAUUUUACGGUGGAGAACUUGCUCCUGACAAAGCCUUAGUGUUCUAUCUCCUUGACAACGGAGCCAGGAUAGAUGUGGAAGACAAGUCAGGUAGACUGCCAAUCCAUUAUGCCAAGGAUGAAUUGGUCAGACAGAUGAUAUUGUCAAGAUUGAAUGCUCUCGAAGACAUAAAGUUUUAUCGAGCUGAAAAAGAAGCUGGAUCUACUGCAAGUCGCGUCAGAGUCGACGAAAAUAUCUCCCAGGGUAUUUUACAAGAGGACCAUGGCUUGUCAAUGUUCAUCCCACCCAAUGCUUUGCUUCAGGGAGAAUCACAAGAGAUCACACUAACCCUCCUUCGAGACCUUCCAAGCGUAGACAUCCAAGAUGAUGAAUCCGUGGCCUGCUACGGGAUCAGAUGUGAUCCUCCAAACAUGGUAUUCCUCAAACCCGUUAAGAUUAGGAUACCACACGCCACGCUAAUUGCCAACCCAGCCGAAGUAAAGCCAGAUGUUGUGUCACAUGAAUGGGAUUCGGUGAAUGCGAAUGCAUUUUUUAUGACCCCAAACCCAGAUCUCCCACGAAGUUCAAGAAGCAGUUCAUCCAACUCUCCAGACAAGCCACCAUACUGCAAGGUCUACAAGAGACACCUUGAGCUGUAUAUUGACCACAGUGCUGAGUGCUGCUUGCCAUCUGGGAUGGUGACUAUGUAUGACCUGGCCUGCGGAUCAUUACAUACUCUUGUCACCUCUGGUGGAAACCAAGUCUGA